Molecule: messenger RNA, 1453 nt
Organism: Megalops cyprinoides (Indo-Pacific tarpon)
Lineage: Eukaryota; Metazoa; Chordata; Actinopteri; Elopiformes; Megalopidae
Gene: kcnj15
Product: potassium inwardly rectifying channel subfamily J member 15
Exons: 2
Coding region: 298-1392 (364 amino acids)
Biological process (GO): potassium ion import across plasma membrane; regulation of monoatomic ion transmembrane transport
Cellular component (GO): plasma membrane
Molecular function (GO): inward rectifier potassium channel activity
Source: RefSeq, a predicted model, not a curated record
UACUUCAGCCUUGAAGCGGGGAGGCAGAAAGGUGGAGUUUGUGUAGCACACAAAAUAAAACCUGACUUGCAGGUUGGAGAAAGCACAUUCAUAAUGUCCUCCACUAUGUGCUCCUUAACUGUCCUAAAUAUCAUUGUGCUGAAGUUCAGUGCACAUAAACACGGACAAUAGAGUAGCAAGGACAUUGUGCAAUUCGUCAAGGGGGUAAAACCUCCUAGUUUCACAUUACAGAUAACAACCUAGGGCCAGAAAAGCUUCAGACCUGAGGAGGAACAAGACAGGGACACAACCAUUCAGAUGGAAAUGGAGGAGGGCCAGAACAAUUCUCAGACAGGGGCGAAGAAAUAUCAGAUCUACAAAAUGACGGCUGCCGAUCCGCAGACACAAAGAAGGGUGGUGUCCAAGGAUGGGCAUAACAAUGUGAGGAUUGACAAUGUCGAGGGCAUGGUUAAGCUGUACCUCCAUGACAUCUGGACCACCGUCGUAGACAUGAAAUGGCGUUACAAACUCACGCUGUUCUCCUCCACGUUCGUGAUGACCUGGUUCAUCUUUGGCGUUUUUUUCUUCUUCAUCGGGAUGGGGAACGGCGACUUUGAUCCCGAGCGGUCCUUCAACCACACGCCCUGCGUGAUGAAUGUGGAGACGCUGACCGGCGCCUUCCUCUUCUCCCUGGAGUCUCAGACCACUAUUGGGUAUGGCUUCCGCUACAUCUCAGAGGAGUGUCCCCUGGCCAUCUUCACGCUGGUGGCCCAGCUGGUCAUCACAGGCCUGGCUGAGAUAUUUGUCACGGGGGCCUUCCUGGCCAAGCUGGCCCGUCCCAAGAAGAGGGCGGAGACCAUCAAGUUCAGCCACUCGGCGGUGAUCUGCCAGCACGAGGGCAAGCUCUGCCUCAUGGUGCGGGUGGCCAACAUGAGGAAGAGCCUGCUGAUCCAGUGUCAGCUGUCCGGCAAGCUGCUCUUCCCCUACGAGACCCAGGAGGGCGAGAAGACCCUGAUCAGCCAGACUGAGGUGGACUUCCAGCUGGACUCCAGCGGCGACUGCCCCUUCCUCAUCCUGCCGCUUGUGUUCUACCAUGUGAUCGACGAGGCCAGCCCCCUGUGUGGCCUCACGGCUGAGAAUCUGCGCACCAGAGACUUUGAGCUGGUGGUGACCCUCAACGCCACCAUGGAGUCCACUGCCGCAACCUGCCAGAGCCGCACGUCCUACAUCCCCCAGGAGAUCAUCUGGGGCUACGAGUUCAAGCCUGUGCUGUUCAGCUCCCCCAGCGGAAAGUAUGUGGCCGACUUCAAUUAUUUUGACGAGGUGCGGCCCUGCACCGACCCCGCCCUUUUCUGCAACAACACCGAGAAGCUCCGGUUGGAAGAGGAGUACAGGAAGGAGCAAAGUGACUGAAAACAGACCAGCACACACUGUAUGUGACUUCUGUGCCAUUUUAUCACCAGAUUGUGAAAAA